GAGCGGGCCGGGAGUUCGGGAAGGUGGAAGGAGGAGCCGGCGCCGGGUCGGCCAAUCAGGGGGCGCUGCGCGAACGAGCCGAGGGCCAGCGGCCAAUCAGGGGAGGCGUUGCCCUCGGCCCGCCGUGCCGCCGGUCCCCCGGCCGGGAGCGGGCAGCGGAGCACCGCGGGCAAUACGCUUGGGCUCCGGGAGGCCUCCGGAUCGACCCGGCGGGGAAGGGAGCCUAGACGCGGGCCCCGCAGGGAGGCCCGGCGCGGCCUGGACCUUGGCCCGGCCCUUGUCCCCUCCCCCCGCCGGCGGCCGCGCAUGCGCGCAGCGGUCCAUGGAGUCGUGGGGUCUGGCGGCGCACGCCGAGCCCGGGGCGUUGGGGGAGCACUUUCUGUACUUCGCCUACGGCAGCAACCUGCUCAAGGAGCGGCUGCGGCUGCGGAACCCCUCGGCCCAGUUCAUCUGCGUGGCCCGGUUGCAGGAUUUCAAAGUUGACUUUGGAAAUUAUCAGGGUGUAACAAGUACCUCUUGGCAUGGAGGUAUAGCUACUAUUGUUCAGAGCCCUGGAGAUGAAGUUUGGGGAGUCGUAUGGAAAAUGCACGUGAAAAAUAUAAGUUCUCUGGAUGAACAAGAAGGAGUUGGAAGUGGAACGUAUAUUCCGAUAGAAAUUGAUGUUCGCAAUCAAGAAGGGAAAGUAUUAACCUGCCGAAGUUACCAGAUGCUAGAUUACGUCCCUGCGCCCCCCUCACCGCACUAUAAAAAGGUCAUCUGCAAGGGUGCCAAACAGAACGGCCUGCCCUCUGACUAUCAGAGGAAGUUAGAAGAAAUUGAAACGAAUCACUACGAAGGACCCGUAAAGGUGUUUGAAGAAAUUGAAGCCGUCAUCAAAGAAGCAUUGUAGCAGAUGUCCACUAUAAUUUUAGACCAUGUAUCUAACCGACUUUUUGCCUCAAUUUAUUUUCAUUACUGUCUCUCCUUGACACUUUUGCAUUUUUUAAAAUAUUUGAUAAUAUGAAUCCCAAAUUGUCCAUAAUAACAUUCAGGUGAUAUCACUGCAUUAAUGUAUUCAUAACCAUUUUCUGAAAUGCUGCUACCCAUUGGUAGUUUCUCUUGUUUCUAGCUUUCUACGGGGAUUGGGGUCAAGGCUAGGCCAUGACAAUUGUGAGACAGUGUAAGAAUUGUGCCUGGUGAAAAUUCUUCUUUGGACAAAGGCUAUGAUUUUAGGUGUGGUGUGAUGAGAAGGAGACUUACUUACGACCUUUCCCCAAAGUAUGGGGGGGGGGUGCUGCUUCCUUUUGUUUAGCUAGGGUGGGGAAAUUGGAGAUUGCUUGAACUAAAUGGUGAUUUUGAUAGUAAAAUGAAUGUGAAUGCUCUGUUAUUGUUAGAGGAAUACCCUGACCUCGUGGUUCCACAUGGAUUCUGCUCUUACACCAGAUUGGAAGAAGUAAAAGUUUUUAUCUGAACCAUC
Molecule: messenger RNA, 1456 nt
Organism: Phascolarctos cinereus (koala)
Lineage: Eukaryota; Metazoa; Chordata; Mammalia; Diprotodontia; Phascolarctidae
Gene: GGCT
Product: gamma-glutamylcyclotransferase
Molecular function (GO): gamma-glutamylcyclotransferase activity
Source: RefSeq, a predicted model, not a curated record